Messenger RNA from Helianthus annuus (common sunflower), 1679 nucleotides. RefSeq names its product probable pectate lyase 18. The coding region runs from base 178 to 1383 and encodes 401 amino acids. The transcript has 4 exons. The record is from RefSeq and is a predicted model, not a curated record. NCBI's taxonomy places the organism in Eukaryota, Viridiplantae, Streptophyta, Magnoliopsida, Asterales, Asteraceae. Gene Ontology annotation, molecular function: pectate lyase activity.
AGAGUGUGACAGAAAUUUAACGACCAAAACCUACCAUAUGCGAAAGGGAAAGAUCCUCCGUAAAUUCAGUUAAUCACGCCAUUACUUACGCCCUUUUCUUCUUUAUAUAUACCCCCCUCCCCUCCCCUCCAAUUAAUCACUACACCCACCUACACAUUACCCCACAAACACACACCAAUGGCACCACAGUUUCUCUCUCUCAUCCUCCUCUCUCUCUUCUCUCUUACCUUAAUCUCUGCCACAGUACAACAUCCUCAGCACACAGUACAACAAGUACAAAGGAGCUUGAAUGAGUCAAGGCGAAAUCUGGGUUUCUUGUCCUGCGGGACAGGAAACCCAAUUGACGACUGCUGGCGGUGCGACCCUAACUGGGAGAAGAACCGUCAGCGUCUGGCGGACUGCGCCAUUGGGUUUGGGAAGGGAGCUGUUGGGGGUAGGGAUGGGAAGAUUUAUGUAGUUACCGACUCGGGUGACGACGAUGCCGUAAACCCGAAGCCUGGGACUUUACGACAUGCCGUCAUUCAGGAUGAGCCGCUCUGGAUUAUUUUCCAGCGUGACAUGGUGAUUAGACUCAAAGAAGAGUUGAUCAUGAAUAGUUUUAAGACAAUUGAUGGUCGUGGUGCGAGCGUGCAUAUAGCGGGUGGACCGUGCAUUACAAUACAAUACGUUACCAACAUUAUAAUUCACGGAAUUAAUAUUCACGAUUGUAAGCCGGGUGGGAACGCGAUGGUUCGCAGUUCUCCGCGGCAUUUCGGGUGGAGAACUAUAUCGGAUGGUGACGGUGUGUCGAUAUUUGGUGGAAGUCAUGUGUGGGUCGAUCAUUGUUCGUUAUCGAAUUGCGCUGAUGGACUGAUCGACGCGAUCAUGGGGUCCACCGCAAUUACAAUAUCUAACAAUUACAUGACCCACCAUGAUAAAGUAAUGCUUUUAGGCCAUAGUGAUUCGUAUGAGAAAGACAAGAACAUGCAAGUCACCAUUGCUUUUAAUCACUUCGGUGAAGGACUGGUCCAAAGAAUGCCAAGAUGCCGACAUGGUUACUUUCAUGUGGUGAACAAUGACUACACACAUUGGGAGAUGUAUGCAAUUGGAGGGAGUGCAAACCCUACCAUCAAUAGCCAAGGGAAUAGAUUCCUAGCUCCGGAUAGAAGAUUUAGCAAAGAGGUGACGAAGCACGAGGAUGCGCCACAAAGCGAUUGGAAAAACUGGAACUGGAGGUCCGAAGGGGACUUGAUGUUAAACGGUGCGUUUUUUGUGCCAUCGGGUGCUGGGGCUUCAUCAGUUUAUGCAAGGGCUUCAAGCCUUGGAGCUAGGCCCUCGUCGAUUGUCUCUGCCCUCACGACCAAUGCGGGAGCUCUCCAUUGCAAAAAGGGCUCCCGUUGUUGAUCAAAAUACGAUAACGCGAUACAUAAUUUUGACCCAUGAUUUUGGGGGUUUCCCUUUAUUAAUUACGGGGAUAGUUUUAUUUUAUAUUUUUCUUUUUUGUCACUUUUACUUUAUGAAGCUUUUUGAUUUUGACUAUGUUGUUCCCAAGUACAACCUCGGCUUGCUACUCUAUGGAAGCCAUUGGAUGUUUCAUAUUGGACACCAAAUGGUUGGGCUAUGCAAGUUACGUAGUGUUGUUAUGUAUACAUAUAAAACUUAUAUCUAUUCCAAGAAAUUUAUGUUAAGAUUUUAGCUUA